GUUGUGUCAGUUUCGAACAGUGUUUGUUUUGUCAUUCUCCCUCAACAACAAUGCCCGUCAAGUGGGUUUUACAUUGGCAACCAAACCAAGGAUCAACAGUAAGCAGCCAAAUCCUAAACGAAGCAACACAAUGUGUAGAGAGCAUCAAUGGUGUGAAAGAAGGAAGAUGGAAAGCAACACUCAACUAUUACAAACCCAUGUUAAAAGACCAAGCGAAUCAAUUGGAGUUUCCUCGUGAUUUUCUAGGGAUUUCACUUGCGGAUCAGCCGAAUAAGUACUAUUUCAUUAUCAGGACGCAGAGGAUUGUCUUGGAAGCUGAUUCUUCGAUUCAGUUGAUUAUGGAGAAGCUUCAGUCUUAUAAAUCUAAAGUGGCUCUUUACUUUGAUGGGUUUCAGUAUCAGCUUGGUGAUUUUAGGUUGAGAGUUGGUAAAGUUGUUCCUACUCAUUCUGAGAAUGUUAGAGGCAUUGUCAUGGAGGUGGAGUAUCUUCCUAUAUCAUCAAUGGAAAAGGCACAAAAGGUGAUGGAGGAGUUCUUGGAGAUAUGGAAUGAAGCUCUGGCUAAAAGGUCGUUGCCGGGUAAGUUUGUGAACAUAGAUCUCAACUUUGGGGAGUUUGGACUUGGAGACAUCUACACUCCACAACACACAGCUGUUCGUUACGCUCUCGUGAUGGCUCACAUGAUUGCUACCGUUCAAGCUGUGAGAGGCUAAACCAAAACAUAACUUAGUAUUUCUAGGUAAAAUUAUGUGCUUUGCAAUAUUAGUGAUUUCUUUCUUUGGUCAUGUUUAUCUAUAAGAAGCAUUGAGAAAAAAUGAACUUAUAAAAGACUUUGAUAGAACAAGUUGCAAACUCCAGAAAAAACUUGAGAUUAUAGCAGAUUGUGAUUUGAAUUUCGAUUAAUUGUGUAACUCAUUCGCAUAUUUUUUCAUUUAAACAUG
Molecule: messenger RNA, 938 nt
Organism: Arabidopsis thaliana (thale cress)
Lineage: Eukaryota; Viridiplantae; Streptophyta; Magnoliopsida; Brassicales; Brassicaceae
Product: TATA-binding related factor (TRF) of subunit 20 of Mediator complex
Exons: 3
Coding region: 51-710 (219 amino acids)
Biological process (GO): regulation of transcription by RNA polymerase II
Cellular component (GO): protein-containing complex; nucleus; mediator complex
Molecular function (GO): transcription coregulator activity
Source: RefSeq, marked reviewed